Lolium rigidum is the source of this 1931-nucleotide messenger RNA. RefSeq names its product imidazole glycerol phosphate synthase hisHF, chloroplastic-like. The record is from RefSeq and is a predicted model, not a curated record. Gene Ontology annotation, biological process: L-histidine biosynthetic process. Gene Ontology annotation, molecular function: imidazoleglycerol-phosphate synthase activity; oxo-acid-lyase activity. Bases 34 to 1779 code for a protein of 581 amino acids. NCBI's taxonomy places the organism in Eukaryota, Viridiplantae, Streptophyta, Magnoliopsida, Poales, Poaceae. The transcript is spliced from 17 exons.
GGAGUAGGGAGAGCCAACAACCAAAAGAGACAAAUGCUGCCGCCGCCGCCGCCGCCGCCGCAGGGGGCAAUGGCCACCGGCGCCGCCAACCACGCCAUACCCUGCUCUGCCGGUCGUCCGACGAAGAGGAACCAGCGGCGCAACCCUGCUUCCCUCUCCGUGCGCGCGUCCAGCGACGCCAACACGGUGACGCUGCUUGACUAUGGCGCGGGCAACGUCCGCAGCGUGCGCAACGCCAUCCGCCACCUCGGCUUCAACAUCCGCGACGUGCGGAGCCCCGAGGACAUCCUCUCCGCCGACCGCCUCGUAUUCCCCGGGGUCGGAGCUUUCGGCUCCGCCAUGGAUGUUCUCACCCGCACAGGCAUGGCCGACGCGCUUCGCGAGUACAUCCGCAGGGACCGCCCCUUCCUUGGCAUCUGCCUCGGCCUUCAGCUGCUAUUCGACUCCAGCGAGGAAAAUGGCCCGGUAAGCGGCCUUGGUGUGAUACCUGGAGUUGUCAGGCGAUUCGACUCUUCCGAGGGUCUCAUAGUGCCUCACAUUGGAUGGAACGCCCUCCAGAUUAACAAGGAUACACAGCUGCUGCAAGGAGUUGAUGGCCACCAUGUGUACUUUGUUCACUCCUAUUACGCUCCACCUUCGGAUGCGAACAGAGACUGGAUUUCGUCCACAUGCAACUAUGGCCAGAGCUUCAUAUCAUCUAUCUCGAUGGGCAACAUUCAGGCAGUUCAGUUUCACCCAGAGAAGAGUGGAGCUACUGGACUUUCCAUUUUUGAAAAGUUUCUCAGUCCCAACUCUUCAGGGGCAAAGGUCCCAUCUCAUAAAAAAGCAUCAAAACUUGCAAAGAGAGUGAUAGCAUGCCUUGAUGUUCGGUCAAAUGAUAAUGGGGAUCUUGUGGUGACAAAAGGUGACCAGUAUGAUGUAAGAGAUCAUAGUAGUAGCAAAGAGGUGAGAAACCUUGGCAAGCCAGUGGAAUUAGCAAGUCAAUACUACAUAGAUGGGGCUGAUGAGGUCAGCUUCUUGAAUAUAACUGGUUUCCGUGCCUUUCCAUUGGGUGAUUUGCCAAUGCUAGAGGUACUACGUUGUGCAUCUGAAAAAGUUUUUGUGCCACUUACAGUUGGUGGGGGUAUAAGAGACUUCACAGAUGCAAGUGGAAGAUACUAUUCAAGCUUGGAAGUGGCAUCAGAAUAUUUUAGGUCUGGCGCUGACAAGAUCUCAAUUGGAAGUGAUGCUGUUUUUGCUGCUGAAGCCUAUUUACAGACUGGUGUAAAGACAGGGAAAAGCAGCUUGGAGCAGAUUUCUAGAGUAUAUGGAAAUCAGGCUGUAGUUGUAAGUAUUGAUCCCCGAAGAGUAUAUGUCAAAAGUCCAGAUGAGGUGCAAUUUAAAACUGUGAAAGUGUCCAGUAAAGGUCCAUUAGGUGAAGAAUAUGCAUGGUACCAGUGCACGGUAAGCGGUGGGCGUGAUAGCCGGCCUAUAGGAGCAUAUGAGCUAGCACAAGCUGUGGAAGAAUUGGGCGCGGGAGAAAUACUGCUGAACUGCAUUGAUUGUGAUGGUCAGGGAUGUGGAUUUGACAUUGAUUUGAUCAAAAUGGUAUCGGAUGCUGUGACAAUUCCUGUCAUCGCAAGCAGUGGUGCUGGUUCCGUGGAACAUUUUUCUGAAGUCUUUGAGAAAACAAAUGCUUCGGCUGCUCUUGCUGCUGGCAUUUUCCAUCGGAAAGAGGUUCCUAUCCUAGCAGUGAAAGAGCACCUGGAAGAUGCUGGUGUGGAGGUCAGAAUGCAGUAAUCUAAGAUGGACUAGUGUAACAUAACGCGGAAAACCUCUCAUUUGUUGGAACUUUUUGUCAGAUGUUGUAACAGUUGUAUAUCGGGAGCAUGUGUGGCACAGUGGCAGUGCAUAGAAUGCGGACUUGAAAUGUUAUUUCGGAAUAAAUCAAU